Molecule: messenger RNA, 1393 nt
Organism: Pelagomonas calceolata
Lineage: Eukaryota; Pelagophyceae; Pelagomonadales; Pelagomonadaceae
Source: the annotation of a GenBank genome assembly
UGGUCCAAAUUUCGACACGAACUGGAUGUGCUGAUGCUGUACAACACUCGCGGCGUCCCGCACUUUCCCUCGUUGCGUCUAGCGCCCGAUGUUGGCUGCCUGCCUGGCUUGCUAGUGUCUUUACGCCUCUAGCUUGUUGUUUCGGCCAGCGUAAAAACGGGAGGCUACGACGCUGUCGGGCUGCCCAACUUGCUGGAUGAUCCUCACAAAAUGCGCCGUCUGCGCCACCGAGCUUGGCUUAUCACUGGGCAAGAAAUGCGGCCGCUGCAGCACGCGCUAUUGUGGGCCUGAAUGCCAGGUGCAGCAUUGGAAAGAGGGCGGCCACGACACGCUCUGCAAACCAAUAAAAAAGGCAGGCGGCGCCGAGCAAUACAACGCAAAUAACAAGUACACAGAGGCCGUCGCGGUCGCGGCGGAGGCGUGCGCUGACGACACGAAGGGCCAGACGUGCUUCAUCUGCACGCAGGCCUUCCAUUGGAAGACGAAGGAGGGCCUCGUGCGCGGGUGCGCGUGCCGCGGGACGUCUGGUUUUGUGCACGUGUCGUGCUUGGCGGAGCAGGCGAAGAUUUUGGUCGCGGAAGCCGAGGAGAACAAUUUGGGCGACAAGGCGUUUGAUGAGAGGUUCCAGCGGUGGCACACGUGUAGCCUGUGCGAGCAACAAUACCACGGCGUCGUAUUGUGCGCGCUCGGGUGGGCGUGCUGGAAGACGUACCUGGGGCGGCCGGAGGCGGACUGGAUUCCGGGAGCUGCGAUGGCGCUGCUUGGUAGCGGCCUAUCCAGUGCAGACCACCACGAGGACGCGUUGUCCGUGGAAGAGGCUAUUUUGUCCAUGAAGCAGCGCCUUGGCGCAUCGGAAGAAAACGUGCUCGUUGCGCAGAGCAAUCUUGCGGUCACGUAUGGAGAGCUUGGAAAUAUGGAAAAGGCCCUAAGCAUAGAGCGAGACGUAUACUCCGGACGUCUAAAGUUAAACGGCGAGGAGUAUCCACUUACCCUCCAAGCAGCCUACAACUACGCAGGAUCCCUCGUCAAUUUACGGCGCUUGAAAGAAGCCAAAUCACUGCUGCGCCGAACGAUGCCCGUGGCGCGACGCAUUUUCGGCGAGAGGAAUGAAGUCACGCUCAGGAUGAGGAAAGCUUAUGCGGUAGCGCUCUACAAAGACGACGGCGCCACGCUCGACGAUCUCCGUGAGGCUGUGACGACACUCGAGGAUGCGGAACGGACCGCGCGGCGUGUGUUUGGCGGCGCACACCCGCUGGUAACGAUGCUUGAGAGCAAGCUGCGAUGUGCUGGAGCCGCGCUCGUAGCCCGCGAAGUGAGUGCCAUCCGCGAGGCCAUGGCCGCGAUGACGCCGAGCGAUGCGCACGACGACCCAUCUAGCUAAGAGUAAACAGUA